AUGCCUGCCAGUCAUGUCGAAUCGGCUCUGCUCAACGGCCACGAUGAUUCUUCGGCUCCCUCUGUAGUGCCGCAUAGGAAGAGUGGUGCAGGAAAAGCGAAGAAGGCCCCGGCCAAGUCCACCACCGAUGAAGCGACUCGACUACUCCAGCAGCGAAUCUCGCAGCUGGAACAGGAUGCCGCCGGGGAGAAGGACCAGGAGAUGGAGAUCGAACGAGAGGUAAAACGAGCAAAUCGCGACCUGCUUCAAACAGUGUCGAAAAUGGAUAAUAUGCAAAAAAUCGACUACUUGACAAAGCGAUCGAGCGAGCUCUUGGCAGAUAUGAGGCGGUUGGAGAAGGAGAAUCAGAAGAAUCGCAGGCAACGAGACAAUCUGCAGAAGGAGCGGGACAAUGGACGCACCGAGUUGAGCAAGACGGUCGGCCUCAAAGAAAAGCUAGAGAAGCUUUGCAGAGAGCUCCAGCGGGAUAACAAUAAGAUGAAGAACGAGAACAAAGAGCUGCAAACCACGCAGAAGCGCAAUACGGUGUCAUGGGACGAGAAGUACGCCACGUUACUCUCCAAAUUGGAGGGGUACCAAGAAGAAAAGGAUACUCCCCAAAAGCAGGUCGUGGAUAUGGAGAUGGAAGAAUUAUUCCGUGUCCGGUUCAAGUCCUUCAUCGAUCAGUACGAACUCCGUGAGCUGCACUUUCACUCGUUGAUGCGAACGAAGGAACUCGAAGUUCAAUAUCAUAUGGCACGAGCUGAGCGCGAAAAGAAGGGGGCCGAAACAGAGACGACUAAGGCCCGCCAUCUCCAAUCACAGGUCCACGCCUUCACCAAGACCGAGAAUGAGCUUCGAAAUCAAUUGAACGUUUACGUGGAUAAAUUCAAACAGGUCGAAGACACCCUGAAUAACAGCAACGACCUGUUUCUGUCGUUCAGGAAGGAAAUGGAGGACAUGUCGAAGAAGGGCAAACGACUUGAGAAGGAGAAUGAGAGUCUAAAACGGCAGAAGGAAGCCACAGCCGCCAAUAUCAUUCGCAUGGCCGAGGAACGCCAGGAGUGGAAGAAGAAGACGGAGGCUGCCGAGAGGAAAUCGGAGAAACUUAUGAGCAUUAUCCAAGCGAUGCAGCAGCAAGGCAGGUCGGUGCCGCAAAGCAUGGCCAGCACGAUGGAGAGUUGUUUCUCUGACAGUCACGGAGGGGGCGAGGGCGACGACGAGAGCGACUACUCCGAAGACGGCGAGGAGGAUCUAAGUGAGUUCGACGACGACACCGAAGAAGAGACCCAGCCUACUGAACAGGCGCCGCCUGUCACUUAUGGACCUGAGAGGCCACCCCAACAGCAGCCCAAGGCCACCACUACCGUCAACGGGCACUAG
Molecule: messenger RNA, 1362 nt
Organism: Clonostachys rhizophaga
Lineage: Eukaryota; Fungi; Ascomycota; Sordariomycetes; Hypocreales; Bionectriaceae
Source: the annotation of a GenBank genome assembly